Salvelinus sp. IW2-2015 is the source of this 432-nucleotide messenger RNA. RefSeq names its product serine/threonine-protein phosphatase with EF-hands 2-like. Gene Ontology annotation, molecular function: protein binding. The record is from RefSeq and is a predicted model, not a curated record. NCBI's taxonomy places the organism in Eukaryota, Metazoa, Chordata, Actinopteri, Salmoniformes, Salmonidae.
AGAGAACUGGAAGGAAAGGCGGCCAAAGGAGGUGUUGGCUUUGGGGAUGACCAGUGAGAUAUACGAGGCGACUGUAGUGACUGCUGGACGCCUGUAGUGACUAGCAUUAUGGGAUGUGGCACCUCCGUCACCACCAACAACAAGGGGAGGAGACUGACGACAGACGAGAUGGCCAAGAACACUCCCAGCCCUGCACUGGCUAUGAAGGCAGCCAUCCUGAUCCAGCGCUGGUACAGACGUUACAUAGCCAGGUUAGAGAUGAGACAGCGAUACACCUGGAACAUCUUCCAGUCUAUAGAGUUUGCUGGGGAGCAGGACCAGCUACAGCUCUCCAGUUUCUUCAGUUUCAUGCUGGACAACUUCACUCAACCAAUGGGAAUGGUCCAGCUGGGCCUGCCUGUACACGUACAGACCAACACCUUCUGCAGAUAA